This is a messenger RNA of Bombyx mori (domestic silkworm), 2320 nucleotides long. Its product is annotated as organic cation transporter protein. The transcript has 6 exons. Gene Ontology annotation, molecular function: transmembrane transporter activity. The record is from RefSeq and is a predicted model, not a curated record. Gene Ontology annotation, biological process: transmembrane transport. Gene Ontology annotation, cellular component: membrane. Bases 641 to 2278 code for a protein of 545 amino acids. NCBI's taxonomy places the organism in Eukaryota, Metazoa, Arthropoda, Insecta, Lepidoptera, Bombycidae.
ACUCUGUGGACGGAAUUGUGGAAGAAAGAUCAGGAAAACAAGGGAAAGUGGUAUGGAAGUAUCCAAGAUAACCUGCCUGUUAAACCAUGGUAUGACAAAUUGAAAACUAGUGAAAGUCGAGAUUUCAUCACAACAAUAAACAGAUUGAGAUUUGGCCAUAAUACUGCGCCGUCACACCUAGCAAGACUUGGCAUUGUUUCAAAUAACCAAUGUAUACACUGUCAAGCAGAAGAAGGGACGAUCCAUCACAUUAUUUUCGAUUGCCAAAGUUUCAUAAUUCAAAGACUUGUGCUGGCUAGUGAACUUAGUGAUACCAAUGCAUUUAAGUGUGUCUCUUCCUCCCGCCCGCCGCCACUUAACUUUUUACUAAAAGAUCCAACAUCCUAUAAACCAAUUUAUAAUUACAUAAAAAAUACAAUUCAAACAAUUUAAAUGACAAAAUUUAGUGAAGUGAAGUGUAGUGACCCCAAAGCAAUGAACAUUUUCCAAAUAAGAUAUGACCUAAAGGUCUCUGUCACCAGGUCAUAAAAUUAAAAAAAAAAAAAAAAAAAUAAAGAAUCACAAAUGACGUUAACGCCAUAUUUUUUUUGGCGUUACGACCAAUUGAAUCAUAAGCUUUUGUUCUUUAAAACAUUGUAAUAUGAACACGUUUUAUAUAAUCAACUUGAAUAGCUUUUCUGUUCGAGUGGAGCUUUAUAUGGGUUUUCAAAUAAGCAAGCCUUUAACUCCAAUGUGGAACGAACUAGUAGAUCGUACUGUAAGCUCUCACGGUUCUGACAUGGACGGUACGAAACGGAAAUCGGUAACUAUUUCUGAAAAAAUAGAAGAUACACCGAAACAAGAUGAAGAUAAACUGAUUCAAGCGAUAGGUGAAUUCGGGAGAUGGCACGUGAUGCUAACUAUGACGCUAUCUGCACCGAUUCGAAUGACGGCAGUCUGGAACCAUUUGGGAAUCAUAUUUCUGGCACCGAAAACUGAAUUUAUUUGCGCGGAGAGACGUAAUAACAACGAAACCAUCCAAGAAUCGGAGUGCUACAGUGAUUGUACUGAAUACGAAUACAAAACGGAUUUCGUGAAUACAAUCAUUUCUGAAUGGGACCUAGUUUGCGAUCGAUCCUGGCUGACAAACUUCAACCAGACAGCUUGCAUGUCCGGUGUUUUAUUGGGCAGUAUAGUUUUUGGAUUUUUCGCUGAUAGAUUCGGUCGUCGUCCCGCUCUCCUGACGGCCUGCACCACGCAACUGAUAGCUGGAUUCACAGCGCCAUUUUGCCCAAAUUACAUCACAUUCACCUUGGUCCGAUUCUUCAACGGCGCAGCUGUUGCUGGCGCAUUACUGACUUCUUUUAUUCUAAUGAUUGAAACCACGGGCAUAUCGAAAAGGGAACUAAUGAACUGUAUCGUUUCCGUGCCUCUGUCGGUGGGAGAAAUGAUAAUGCCAAUGUUUUCAUAUUACUUGAGGUCUUGGACUAGAUAUAGUUUUGGUCUCGCCCUGCCAAAUUUGGUAUUUUUGGUUUUAUUCUUCAUCGUACCAGAGUCUCCGAAGUGGUUGAUUUCCGUUGGAAGGCUCGAGGAGGCGAGUUUGAUUAUGACGAAAAUAGCGAAAUGGAAUAGACUUCCAACAGAAGACAUGAUGGAUAGAGUAAAGAUUAUAGCAUUUGAAUCCAAUGUUGACGCCCACAAAAACGUCAAGGCUACUUACUUAGACCUGAUCAAAGUGCAGGAGAUAAGGUGGAAGAAUAUCGGAUGCUGUCUUACGUGGUUUAUCCUCGGGCUGAGCUUCUAUGGCAGCAAUCAGUACAUAGGACAGACCAGCCCUAAUGUUUUCGUUGCUAUUGCAAUGGCUGGAGCUAUUCAGAUACCGGGUAUUCUUCUCAGUGGAUAUCUGUGCAAGCGCUUUGGUAGACGUCACACGCUGAUAUUCUUGUUUAUCUUGUGCGGCAUCAGCAAUGCCUUACUAUCGGUGCCUGACGAUUGGUAUUACUUCAAGCUCUUUAUUGGAUCUACCGCCGUCAGCAGUGCGUCUGGAGCAUUUGCGACCGUCUACAUGUUCACAACAGAACUCUUCCCGACGGUAGCCAGAAAUAUGGCGAUGGGAGCUUCAUCAACGGUCUCCAGAAUCGGUUCCAUGCUGGCUCCUUUCAUCGCUGGUCUUACCGCCACUGGACCUUGGAUUCCACCGACUGUUUUCGGCCUUGUACCAUUCGCCGCGGCAGUUGCGUGUUUCUGUCUACCAGAAACCAGGGGCAAAAAGCUUAAAGAUCACUUCGGAGAAACAUAAUGUUAAAAAAAUAAAUCAAUGCUCUUUUGAAAUGAACCACAA